UUUUGAAUGACAGUAUAGUAUUCAUUUUGCUUAUAAGUUACAGCUUGAUUACCUAUUCCUUAUUCCAGCUCCCCCCCCCCCACCGCCUUUUGGCUAGUAUAUAUAAGAACAAUUAUAUUUUUUAGUACUAAAUUUUUUUUAAGAACAGUUUUAGAUUACAAAAUUGAAAGGAAAGUACAUCAGUUUCUCACAUGUGCAUUGCUUUCCCCAUUCUCAGCCUCGCUCACCAGAGUGCUACAUUUGUCAUAACUCUUUAACCUUCAUUGCACAUCAUAACAACUCGAAGUUCAGUUUACCUCAGGGGUCACUCUCAGUGGUGUACAUUCAGUGGUUUUGGACAAAUCUGUGAUAUAGAUCCAAAAUUGUAGUAUCAUACAAAGUAUUUUCACUGCCCCCCAAAUCUCCUUUAUUCUGUGUAGUUGCCUAUUCAUACCCUUACCCCAAGGCAGCCACUGAUUUUUUGUUGUCUCUCUAAUUUUGCCUUUUCCAGAAUGUUAUAUAAUUGGAAUUGUACAAUAUUUAGCCAUUCCAGAGUGGCUUCUUUCACUUGAUAUUUCCUCCAUGUCUUUUCAUGACUUGCUAGCUCAUUUCUUUUUGAACUUGCUGGCUGAAUAAUGUUCCAUUGAGAGGCUGUACCACAUUUUAUUUAUCCAUUCACAUACUGAAAGACAUCUUGGUUAUGCUCAAGUUUUGGCAAUUAUGAAUAAAACUGCUGUAAAUAUCUAUGUGCAGUUUUUGUGUGUUCAGGUACUGUCAAGUCCUUUGGGUAAAUGCUCAGGCGCCUGCUUGCUGGAUGUUUCUGAGAAACUGUCGAACUGUCUUCCAAAGUGGCUGUACCAUUUUUGCAUUCCCACCAGAAACGUUAACUAUUUGUAAAGUGUUUCAAGAGACAAUGAGGAAAUGGCUCAAUGCCUCAGUCAGGGAGAAUUCCUGUGACAUCUACAGUGGAGAAUUAUGUGGAGAAUGGGAAACAGAAGAGGCCAAGAAUGGAAGAGCAGGAGAGGGAAGCCAGCACCCUUUUGGAGCCAUGAAUAUUGUAAGAACUCCAUCUGUUGCUCAGAUUGGAAUUUCAGUGGAAUUAUUGGACAGCCUGGCUCAGCAGACUCCUGUAGGCAAUGCUGCUGUAUCCUCGGUUGACUCUUUCACUCAGUUCACACAAAAGAUGCUGGACAACUUCUACAAUUUCGCUUCAUCAUUUGCUGUUUCUCAGGCUCAGAUGACACCAAGUCCAUCUGAAAUGUUCAUUCCGGCAAAUGUGGUUCUGAAAUGGUAUGAAAACUUUCAAAGGCGACUAGCACAGAACCCUCUCUUUUGGAAAACAUAAUUUGAAUAAAAUAAUUUUUAAUGGA
Messenger RNA from Talpa occidentalis (Iberian mole), 1349 nucleotides. RefSeq names its product heat shock protein nuclear import factor hikeshi (gene HIKESHI). The transcript is spliced from 5 exons. The record is from RefSeq and is a predicted model, not a curated record. Gene Ontology annotation, molecular function: nuclear import signal receptor activity; Hsp70 protein binding. Gene Ontology annotation, biological process: protein import into nucleus. Gene Ontology annotation, cellular component: nucleus; cytosol. Lineage: Eukaryota; Metazoa; Chordata; Mammalia; Eulipotyphla; Talpidae. Bases 725 to 1324 code for a protein of 199 amino acids.